AUGAAGUCUACGACCAGACUCUUGAAAUCUGCAAGAAUCCCCAAGAUUGCUCACGCUGAGCAAAUAUACAAGGCUCCUUCUUUGGCCUCGAUUUCUCCUUCAGAGCUCCCCAACAAUGCAUUUGAGAACAACAACUUGUACCACAUAAAAAAGACGGCCUACGGUCACUGGCCCGUCUACAAGAAGAUUCAGAACACUCGCAUCAGCACGGAAAUUAAGAGAGUUGAAGGUAAUGUCAGUCGGUUUGCUCAGGAAUUGUUGGGUCUCAUUGGUAAUGUCAAGUCGAAUAACUUGAAGGUGAACACCAUCACGGGAGAAGUUAACAUCAAGGGAGACCAUGUGGAGAAGAUCAAGGAAGUGCUCGAGAAGCACGUCCGCUACUAG
Molecule: messenger RNA, 384 nt
Organism: Sungouiella intermedia
Lineage: Eukaryota; Fungi; Ascomycota; Pichiomycetes; Serinales; Metschnikowiaceae
Source: the annotation of a GenBank genome assembly